AUGUCUUCCCCGCGUCUACCCACUUCUCCUACUACAACUACUACUACCUCUACAUCCUCCUCUUCCUCUUUCUCAUCAACCUCUCUCUCAUCAUCAUCAUCAUCCUCCUCCUCCAUCGCUCGAAGUCGUCUCGCCUCCCUUUCCUCACACAUCAUGGGUUCCUCCAGCCCGUCCGUCUUCUCCACGGCCGUUGUGCCCGCCGCUCCAGAAGAUCCUCUCUUCGGUCUGGCUCAAGCUUUUCGUCAGGAUCCAUCGGACAAAAAGGUCGAUCUCGUCAUUGGCGCCUACAGAGACAACAAUGCAAAGCCUUGGAUCCUUCCUGUAGUAAAAAAGGCCGACGAGGCGAUCCGCAACGACCCCAACCUCAACCAUGAAUAUCUCCCCAUCAAAGGUCUUCCAGAUUUCACCUCGGCCGCUCAAAAGCUCAUAGUCGGUGCGGAUAGUGCAGCCAUCCGUGAGAAGCGAGUCUGCACACUGCAAGCCAUUUCGGGAACAGGUGCAUUGCACCUGGGCGCAUUGUUCCUGGCCAAAUUCCACCCCCUACCCCCCAAGGUCUACCUCUCCAGCCCCACCUGGGCAAACCACCACCAGAUCUUCACCAACGUCGGCCUCACCCUCGCCAACUACCCCUACUUCUCCGCCAAAACCAAAGGCCUUGACUUCGACGGCAUGCUCGUUGCCCUGCGCGAAGCUCCACCCGGCUCCAUCAUCGUGCUGCACGCCUGCGCUCACAACCCCACCGGCGUCGACCUGACCCAAGAUCAGUGGAAGCAGGUCGCGGUCGUCCUGCGCGAGCGCCAGCACUUCCCCUUCUUCGACACAGCGUACCAGGGCUUCGCGUCCGGCGAUCUCUCCCGUGACUCCUGGGCGAUCCGCUACUUCGUCGAUCAGGGCUUCGAGCUCUGCAUCGCCCAGUCCUUCGCCAAGAACUUUGGUCUGUACGGUCAGCGCACCGGCGCCUUCCACUUCGUUUCGGCCCCCGGCCCCGAUGCCGCAACUGCCAAUGCCCACAUCGCCUCCCAGCUAGCCAUCCUGCAGCGUUCCGAGAUUUCCAACCCGCCUGCGUACGGCGCGCGCAUCGCCAGCCGCAUCCUCAAUGACCCCCAGCUCUUUGCCGAGUGGGAGGAGGACCUCCGGACGAUGAGCGGCCGUAUCGCGGAGAUGCGCAAGGGUCUGCGGGAGCGCCUCGAGGCAAAGGGCACCCCCGGCAACUGGGACCACAUCACCAGUCAAAUCGGCAUGUUCAGUUUCACCGGAUUGACCGAAGCGCAAGUCAAGAUUCUGAGAGAAAAGUGGCACGUGUACAUGACCAAGAACGGCCGUAUCUCAAUGGCGGGCCUCAACACAAAUAACAUCGAUUACUUCGCCGAAGCGGUCGACAGCGUCGUCCGCGAGACCUCAUAA
This is a messenger RNA of Aspergillus viridinutans, 1404 nucleotides long. RefSeq names its product aspartate aminotransferase. Gene Ontology annotation, molecular function: pyridoxal phosphate binding; L-aspartate:2-oxoglutarate transaminase activity. The record is from RefSeq and is a predicted model, not a curated record. The transcript has 4 exons. Gene Ontology annotation, cellular component: cytosol. NCBI's taxonomy places the organism in Eukaryota, Fungi, Ascomycota, Eurotiomycetes, Eurotiales, Aspergillaceae. Bases 1 to 1404 code for a protein of 467 amino acids. Gene Ontology annotation, biological process: L-aspartate biosynthetic process.